GGAUCCACUUUACACAUGUACGAGAUGGAAGAUGCCUCACUAAUAUCUAUAUCUAGUGGUGUUGUAACAGUGAAUGCACUCAACUGACCUUGACCUUGUUGGAAGCUAGAAGUUUUCCUGACUAAAUUUAAACCUUAGUAGUAGCGGCAGCAGCAGAAGAAUAGGCGUGGCAUUUCUGUGUGCAUAGGAGUCAUGGAUGGGGACGUGCCCAAGACUAAAGAGAAUGGGACCCCUCAGGACCCCUGUGCGGGACUGGCCCCUAAGAAGGAGCUGCGGUUUGCCCUUGACAUGACGGACGGUCUGCUGAGUCAGGACCAUGAGGAACUCUGUGAGCGUGUGUCCUACCUUGAGAAAAAGGUACAGCAACAAGAGGAUGAAAUCAUCUGUCUGAAGAGUGCUCUUGCUGAUGUCAUUCGCCGUCUUGGGCAGGCAGAGGCAGGCAGAGCUCAAAACAGCAUUUUGCCAUCAAAGCCAGCCUUCCGUAGCAGCCCAAGAACAAAGUCUUCCAGUUCACAUGCAACUCGUACUUCUAAUCUCAGUGCAUUGGAUAAUGCACAUGUGACUCCAGCCCGCAGCAACACACCACCUGCCACCCGUAGCACCUCCUCACCACGACCUUCAUCCUCAUCCAGCCUUAGUAAGAAAUGGUCUUCUAUGUCCAACCAAAACAACAUCAGUGGCCACUCUAAUGUGAGACGUAGCGUUUCCCAGAGCAGCUUGCUGAUGCGGUCAAACCACCGAGGUGCAAAGGAACCAGUAUGGAACUGUGAUGAAGGUUAUCUGAAGAUCUACCUUCGUGGCCGUCCAGUGAACCUGUACAGUCCAAGUGCUAUCACUGAGUAUGACAUCUCCAAGGUCGGAGAAGCUCCUGAUGAAAAACUCCGCCUGGAAUGGGUUUAUGGUUACCGUGGACGAGACUGUCGGUCCAACCUUUACUACCUGCCAACAGGGGAGAUGGUCUAUUUCUCAGCAGCAGUUGUCGUCCUCCACAACAUGGAGGAGAACACCCAGAGGCACUACGUUGGUCACACAGAUGAUGUCAAAUGCUUGGCAAUCCAUCCUGACAAGAUCAAGGUAGCAUCUGGGCAGGUUGCAGGUCAUAGUCGUGUGGAAGGCAAGAAAUUCGGUAAAAAGACAGAAAUACCUGUUGAGGAUCGCGAACAUUGGCCUCAUGUCCGUGUCUGGGACUCCGUCAGCCUUAACACCAUCCAUGUUGUAGGUGUCGGAGAGUUUGACCGUGCCGUCUGCUGCAUCUCGUUUUCUAAACUAGAUGGUGGCCAUCACCUGGUUGCCGUUGACGAUGCCAAUGAGCAUGUGAUAUCUGUGUGGGACAUAAGCCGUGACAACCCUCGCCGUGUCACAGAAACCAAGAGCUCCACAGAACCUGUCCUAGCAGUGGAAUUCCAUCCUUCUGAGAAGAACUCUAUUAUUUCCUGUGGUAAGGGACAAAUCAACUUCUGGACCUUGGAGGGAGGUACUUUGGCCAGGAAACAGGGCAUCUUUGAUAAACAUGACAAACCAAAGUAUGUGCUGUGUCUGACAUUUGCCGAUAGUGGUGAAGUUAUUUCUGGGGACUCCAAUGGAAACAUCUUCAUUUGGGGCAAAGGUACCAACAGGAUCACUCAGGCCGUGACAGGCAGUCACGAGGGUGGUGUGUUCUCGUUGUGUAUGAUGAAAAACGGAUGCUUGGUAUCAGGAGGCGGAAAGGAUCGCAAAAUUAUUCAGUGGGAUAACAAUUACAAACCUACAGGAGUAGAAAAUGAGGUUCCGGAAUCAUUUGGUGGUGUAAGGAUGCUGAGUCAAGGUAAAGGUGGCAUGGUUUUGGUUGGAACUACACGCAACUGUAUCCUACAAGGAACUCUCGACCUUCAGCUUGACCCUGUCGUACAGGGUCACAUGGAUGAGCUGUGGGGCUUGGCCGCCCACCCUAGCCAGAAUCAGUUCCUGACUUGUGGUUCAGACAAACAGGUUCGCCUGUGGGACAGCCUGACCCGAUCUGUUGUGUGGACCAAAGACGUUGCAGAUGCUGCCCACUCCUGCAGUAUUCAUCCCAACGGUAACCUGGCAGCCAUCGGUACAGAGACUGGGCGCUGGUAUAUCCUUGAUCUCCACACUCAUGAGAUUGUCACCAGCCAUACUGAUGGAAAUGAACAGAUAGAAUGCGUGUUAUUCUCACCAGAUGGAAAGUACUUGGCACUUGGCUCCCGCGACAACUAUGUGUAUGUCUAUGAGGUCUUAGAUGAUGGACAACGCUACAACAGAAUUGGCAGGUGCUCGGGACACAGUAGUUUUAUAACACACAUUGACUGGUCGUCUGAUGCUCAGAACUUGGUCAGCAACUCUGGGGACUAUGAGGUUCUAUACUGGAGUGUUCCAAGCUGCAAGCAGGUCACCUCUGCCUCCUCCCUCAGAGACGUAGAUUGGGCUACACAGAACUGUACUCUGAGCUUUAAUACUGCUGGUAUUUGGCCAGAUGAUGCUGACGGCACAGAUGUAAAUAAUUGCUGCCGUUCCAGUAAACACCACCUGGUGGCCAGUGCUGAUGACUUUGGCAAGGUGAACCUGUACAGUUACCCAGCCUGUCAACCAAAGACUAAAGGCAGUAUAUAUGGAGGGCAUAGUAGUCAUGUGACCAGUGUGAACUUCCUGCACGACGACUCACGUCUUAUUUCCACGGGAGGACGGGAUAUGAGCAUACUGCAGUGGGAAGUUGUGUGAAUGGUGGAACAGAUUGCAGCACUUAGCUAGGUGUAGAGUUUUGUGAAGGUGGAACAGCAGUAUAAUGAGGGCAGCGGUUGGCUGCAAAUUUGGCUAAGGCGUAUGUGUACGGAGAAGAAAUUGCCCAUGGACAUUGAGUACAGGAUCAAAUCUUUUGUUACUUAUGUGUGUUUGGUGGUAUAUUUGUAAUCUUGAGAACAGUUUUUGUAACAUAGCAGCAGGGUGUGGGAGAGUAGAUGCACAGGAUAUAUAGCUAAUCAUAUAUUCUUAGUGGAUGUAACUCUUUAGAACUACAAUGAUUUAGACAGCCUCCUGGUUAGAAACCAGCACCAUUGAAGAAGAUGCUGAUGGUAUUUUUUUCUUGUUAAAGCAUUGAAUAUAAUUGUAAAUUAGAGAUCAAAUGAUAGAUGUUCAUGAUUUUGAGAGAUAAUCAUUCUUUACAUAAUGUGUUCAAUUAAAUUGCAAUCAGUUCAGAUUUACCUGAUCACUAUUCUAUACUAAUCAAGUCUGACCAACUCAUUUGUGAUUGUAAAGUUGGUAGUUCAAUAGAAAGGAAAUGAGACACACAAAUACAUACAGUUUGAAAAUACACAUAAGACAAAGAAAUAGAAACAUUACUACAAUUAGCUGAGAUUUGUUGUACAGUUAAAUAUACAGUGUAAGUUUUAUUUCAUGCCUUCUUUAUACACUAAUUUACAACAUUGAUUAGUAAGAGGUACAUGUACCUGCUUUGAGAUUUGAGAGAAUGAUGUUCAAUUAGGCAGAGCAGACUAUAAUUGGUUUAGAUCAUACCAGAUCACAUUUGCAUGACAUUGAAUUUUUUCCAAGUUAUUCAAUUACACAUAUAACCUCUUUGUUGAUUCAAAUUUAUACCUAUGUUGACAUUUGUUUGUUCAAGUUUUAUCUGCGGAAGGAAAACUAAAGCAAAUUAUCUUGAAGCAGGCUUAACCACAAGAUGGACUCCUUUCUAAUCCUCCCUUUCUACUACUUGUUAUGUACUCUAUAACAUUGGACAAAAUAUAUAUAAAGUCUUUUUUUCUUCGUUUGCAGUGUGUGAAACUUGUUAAUCAGUUUGUUAACUUUGUCUUAAUGUCUUGUAUCAUGGAUGGCAAAUAAUUGUUUUUGUGAUAUACAAUGUAUCUAGAUUUUGUCCAUUUUGUUAUAUGUUUAUCUUUUGCCUACAGCAUUUGCAUGUUAAAUUCUAAUGUUAAGCCCCUUGUUUGGCCCAAAGGGAACUCACUGCCAGGGAAACAAUCAUGUUUGUAUAUAUUAAGCAAUAAGUCCUGAGAUUGUGGCCUUAUUAUUACAGGACAUGUCCCAAACAUCAGGUAUUUUCAUCCUUUAUGAAAUUUCUAAAAUCAUCCUGCCCCUGUUUAUAUGAUUUUUACAGUGUAGAGUUUCAGUCUUGACUUUCCUGCUGUAGGCCAAUACGAAGACUUAUCUUACAUGUACUCCGGAACUUUAGCAGUGCUUUUAUAGCUAUAAUCUACAAUACUUAUGUGCCUGAAAUUUUGAUAAUCAUUUUUUGUAAUCUCUUCUUUGUGAUUCAAGUAUAUAUCAGUUGUCAAAUUUUGGUCUUAAUGGUUUAUAUCUGAUUUUGACUAGGAUAAAUUUUAGUUAGCCUAUACUGUAAAGACUAAGAGCUGAAAAUUUUGCUUCAUUUUAGAGUUUGUGCGAGAGUUUGAAGGUAAAACAUAUUGUGUUCACCACAUAGCUGAUUGAUUUAAAGCCUUUCUUGUCCAAAAGGACCCAUACUCAUGAAUGAAAGGUUAAUCAUAAAGGAAACUGGGAGAAAAUCAAUGAGGUUUGUUGUUCCGAGCAAGACAAUUUUAUUGAAACAUUGCAUGAUCUAUUACAAGUUCCGAAAUAUAAUUUCCUUUGGCUGUUAUCAGGGACCACAAACUUGAAACUAUAAUAAUUAGCUACCCAUCGUAUCUUUUUUGUUAUUAGAUAUUUGAAUUUAUACUCAAUAUAUGUAACAGAAAGGGUUACAGAUUUAUGUUUUAAAGAAAGCGUAAAUAUUAGUCAUAAUAUAGAAACUCUAUUUUAGAGAUAGAACUAGGGAGAUUUAUAUAUUCCUGGAAAAAUGUGUUUGUAAUUGUGUUAGCAAAUAGGAAUCAUAAAAAAGAAUGCUUCCUUCUGUGUAUGUAGUUCUGGAAUAACAGAUACCAUGGACUUAGAUAUAUCUGUAAGUCCUUGCCCAUACCUUUACUUAAUUGUCAACUGAGCAUUGUAAACAUCUGGAUAGUAUCAUUAUAGACCUGUGGUGUUGUGGUGUAGCUCUAUGUUCCCACUAUCUGUAGACACUAUUCUGGUGUAGGUGGUGAAGACUUGUGAUUUUUUUUUUUUUUUUUUUUGUUAUUUGUUGAUUGUUAAGGUGAAUCAGUAUUUGUGCUGUUUACACUAUAGAUUUAUACAGAUAUACUGAUUUACCACAUUAUUCUCAUCUUUCUAUAUUGUACACCAUAUUUAAUAAUUAUUAAUAGACUUAAUAAAAUUUUCAUUUCUA
Molecule: messenger RNA, 5227 nt
Organism: Ylistrum balloti
Lineage: Eukaryota; Metazoa; Mollusca; Bivalvia; Pectinida; Pectinidae
Product: echinoderm microtubule-associated protein-like 2
Exons: 24
Coding region: 193-2718 (841 amino acids)
Biological process (GO): microtubule cytoskeleton organization
Cellular component (GO): mitotic spindle
Molecular function (GO): microtubule binding
Source: RefSeq, a predicted model, not a curated record